Phodopus roborovskii (desert hamster) is the source of this 1042-nucleotide messenger RNA. It is a transcript of the gene Cda, whose product is annotated as cytidine deaminase. Lineage: Eukaryota; Metazoa; Chordata; Mammalia; Rodentia; Cricetidae. Gene Ontology annotation, molecular function: zinc ion binding; cytidine deaminase activity. The transcript has 6 exons. The record is from RefSeq and is a predicted model, not a curated record. The coding region runs from base 1 to 678 and encodes 225 amino acids. Gene Ontology annotation, cellular component: cytosol.
AUGGGGGGGGGGCUGACGCAAGCCUUGCCCCUGGGGCAUCGGAACUGCCAGUCCUUAGCACCACACAAGCCCUCACUCAGAGAAGCUGCUGAUUCAUCUGGCACACUGGCCAUCUGGCAACACCUGGAAUUUGGCCCAUUCUAUACAAUCUUGGCCAAGUCACUUGUAGACAAUAACCGGGUUAAAGUGUUCCAGAUUCUCCCUGCAGACAGCUCAUUCACCACCAACCGGACCAACGUGUCCCAGGAACGCCCCUCCUGUGCUAUGGAGCCCGAGCUCGUCCAGCGGUUGCUGCUGUCCUCUCGGGAAGCAAAGAAGUCAGCCUACUGCCCCUACAGCCGCUUCCCUGUAGGAGCUGCCCUGCUCACUGGGGAUGGGAAGAUCUUCUCUGGGUGCAACAUAGAAAAUGCCUGCUACACACUGGGUGUGUGCGCUGAGCGGACAGCCAUCCAGAAGGCCAUCUCGGAAGGAUACAAGGAUUUCAGGGCUAUUGCUAUCUCCAGUGACUUGCAGGAAGAGUUCAUCUCUCCAUGCGGAGCCUGCCGACAAGUCAUGAGAGAGUUUGGCAGCGACUGGGCCGUGUACAUGACCAAGCCAGAUGGCACGUAUGUAAUCAGGACAGUCCAGGAGUUGCUGCCAGCCUCGUUUGGGCCUGAAGACCUGGAGAAGAUUCAUUAAAGGCUAGAGAAUAGAAUGCCUGCCUGUGUGGGUCUGGGUUCCCAACUAAGGGAAGAGUUCAUAGAGAUAACUGUCCCUGGCUGGGCCUGGAGUCACCUGCCACAUGGGUCCCAAAUGGCUAGGCAAGGGAGACCUUGCCACAGUCUCCCCAAGAAUGAUGAAAGCUGUCACUCAGUUUGGGCCAAAGCCUGCAUCCUCUUGGAGACUCCACCCCCUCCUGUCCCUCCUAUAGGCCCUGGCAUUCUAGGCCUGGCCUGCCUCCCUGCCAGCCUUCCUAGCUUCCUCCAAGUCCUGUUCCAUGUUAUUUUUCUGAUUGUAAACUCCACAGAACAUCCUGGCUGAAAAGAACAUGUUUUUGCUCUUA